CGUACGGGCAGGAGUCAUAUGAUGCGUAUUAGCAUUGAAAAAGUAUGAUAACUUGAUCCGUCGCCUAGUCGUCCACUGUCGGCCGUGUGACUGUGUCUGGUGUUGCGUUCUGUUUAGUGCGGUGCUGCUGAUUCCAUAUAGCCAACAAAUAGCUGUUCCGCCUAUUGCCAGUCAAUCAACUUGCUAGCUUUGCUCGUCGAUCAAACGUAUCAUCAAAACAAAAGCCAGGCAUCGAAUCCAUUUCGCAGCGCAUCACAAUGCCCGGAUACAUGUUCAAUAUCGAUGGUGGCUACCUGGAGGGACUUUGCCGUGGCUUUAAGUGCGGUAUUUUGAAACAGGCCGACUACCUCAAUCUGGUGCAGUGUGAAACACUCGAAGAUCUGAAGCUACACCUGCAGGGCACGGACUACGGGCAGUUUUUGGCGAACGAACCAUCCCCUCUAGCCGUAUCCGUAAUCGACGACAAGCUGCGGGAGAAACUGGUCAUCGAGUUUCAGCAUAUGCGCAAUCAUGCGGUCGAGCCGUUGUCCACGUUUCUGGACUACAUCACCUACAGCUACAUGAUCGACAAUAUCAUUCUGUUGAUCACGGGCACGCUGCACCAGCGCCCGAUAUCGGAACUCAUCCCGAAGUGCCACCCGCUUGGCAGCUUCGAGCAGAUGGAAGCCAUCCACGUCGCGGCCACCCCGGCCGAGUUGUACAACGCGGUGCUGGUAGAUACGCCGCUUGCGCCCUUCUUCGUCGAUUGCAUCUCGGAGCAGGAUCUGGACGAGAUGAACAUCGAGAUCAUUCGUAACACGCUUUACAAAGCAUACCUGGAGGCAUUUUACGAUUUCUGCAAGAAGAUCGGAGGCACCACCGCUGACGUGAUGUGCGAAAUUCUCGCGUUCGAGGCAGAUAGGCGUGCCAUUAUCAUCACAAUCAACUCAUUCGGUACGGAGUUGUCAAAGGACGACCGGGCCAAGCUGUAUCCGCGCUGUGGUCGUAUGAACCCGGACGGCCUGGCGGCGUUGGCGCGUGCUGACGACUACGAGCAGGUGAAGGCUGUCGCCGAGUACUAUGCAGAGUAUGCCGCCUUGUUCGAUGGGUCCGGCAACAAUCCUGGCGACAAAACGCUAGAGGACAAGUUCUACGAACACGAGGUCAAACUGAACAUGUACGGUUUCAUGCAACAAUUCCAUUUUGGAGUGUUCUACUCCUACCUGAAACUAAAAGAACAGGAGUGCCGCAACAUUGUCUGGAUUGCCGAGUGCGUGGCCCAGAAGCACCGGGCCAAAAUCGACAACUACAUUCCGAUCUUCUAAACGUCUCACCAAUCACCACACCCUCCAACUGCAACUCACCAGCAGAGCUGCACAUGCAAUGACUAAACGAUAAACUUCUUGUUUGUGUUAUGUUGUUUAGGAACGGACAGGUCCGACUUAUCAUCAACAUAAACUUUUGCAUUCAAGUGGAUACACUGUCAGGUUAAAUUUGGCUAAACCAUGUUAAGUUUGUUUUUCGUUUUAUCCCCUUUAAAGUAUUUACGUGCGAGGGUAAAGAAUAACACAUCGAGCGUUAUGACACAUCCUGUAACGUUUCGUAAUUAUGAUUGAUGCAACAGAGUAUAUGCUAUGGCUGACAGUUAAGUAGAAAUAAAACAAACUGUAGUUACU
Anopheles bellator is the source of this 1655-nucleotide messenger RNA. Its product is annotated as V-type proton ATPase subunit d. The transcript is spliced from 3 exons. Lineage: Eukaryota; Metazoa; Arthropoda; Insecta; Diptera; Culicidae. Gene Ontology annotation, molecular function: proton-transporting ATPase activity, rotational mechanism. Gene Ontology annotation, cellular component: lysosomal membrane; vacuolar proton-transporting V-type ATPase complex; early endosome. The record is from RefSeq and is a predicted model, not a curated record. Bases 258 to 1304 code for a protein of 348 amino acids. Gene Ontology annotation, biological process: vacuolar acidification; proton transmembrane transport; vacuolar transport.